AUGUUUUUGUCGAGGAAGAUUGGAAGCGGCUUAGCUGGCCCGAAAGCAAAACCAACGAGGCGUUUUGGCAGCCUGGAGCACCGAAUUGGUCUAGGCGUAUUCCAGUACUGGUCUCGGUAUUUUUCGUGGUUUCCCCCCCGGGAGAUCCAGGCGGGAAGCACAGACAAAGUAACUGAAGUAAGUACCCUCCAGGUACCGAUCCGCCUUGCAAAAGACUUGAGAGGUACCGCCCAGCAACAAAAGAAGGUAUCGGAGGAAUGGAGGGCCAGGCAAGUAAACAAGGCACGUUUGGAUCCAACACUUGAGUCACUGCUCCAGGCAGCAAUGGGUGGAGAGAAGAGAGAGACACACCCUCCGAAGCUGGAUGCGGAAGCAGAGAUCUAG
Messenger RNA from Aspergillus niger, 384 nucleotides. RefSeq lists its product as uncharacterized. Lineage: Eukaryota; Fungi; Ascomycota; Eurotiomycetes; Eurotiales; Aspergillaceae. Bases 1 to 384 code for a protein of 127 amino acids. The record is from RefSeq and is a predicted model, not a curated record. The transcript has 3 exons.